CGUAUCAAUUCUCGUUUCCCGUGUAUUUUAUACUAAAAUAUUUAGGGAAUUCUCAUUAAAUUUUUUGAUUAUUUGAAAUAAGGUAUUUAUAAAGUAUACAUACUGUAGCCGGAUUACGUGAACAGUGACACGUUUAAAGGAACAGCGAAACAGUGACAGUAAAUAUUUUCUACUAUUUUGUUUGUUAAGGGUUUUGCUUAUUAAAAUAAAACUUUAUAAAACGCUAACCAAUAAUCAUAGGUGCUUAUUGAAGUAGUUGUUAAAAUUUUUAAUUGGCACCUAUUAGCUUAAAUAUACAACAAACUUGUUGGGUCUAAAAUGAACGCUAGCAGUUAUUUAUCACCACGGUUGAUGGUUGGGGCUGCAAUAGUAGGACUUGUGGGUGCUGCUGGAGUGUUCAUCUACGAACAGGUGUACGCCGAAAAGAGGAGAGCCAUGCUGGUGAGUGAAGUUGCAAGACUGGAUAGACAAGUGGCAUCCAUGAGAUCAGAGUUAGAAUCCCUGAGAGAGCUGCAAAAAGAAACAAACAUGCGUCGCGCAAGACAGAAGCCUCGCAUCAGAAGGGAGAUACCGGUUGCAGCAGCGCCCUCCGGAGAUGCAACUGACUCCGAGUACUUUACUGACUGCCAGUCAUUAGUAGGUACAGAUAUUGAAAUGGACAGUGAAGAAUUCUACGACGUGCCUUCCGACGAAGAAGAUACGUUACGGGAGUCGUUAGUCAAUGGGCACGCAGCUUUACCACCGGAUCAGUUCUCUUUCAGAACUCGUCAAAAAGCGAUGAAUCGAAGAAGGACAGCACCACGUAGCUGUAGAUGACGUCAUAUACAGGUAUAUAACGUGAGGCACUAUGGGUUUGUCUAUGGAUUAUCUAGCCGGGUCUGGGUAGAUGUAGCAUUUAGGAUCAGUUAACAACGGUCUUGUUUGUAUUAACUUAUAUAGACUUUGUACUUUUAAAAUGGGUGCGGACUAAGGGUGCGUUUAUUGUGCUGCGCGUCGAAAGCGCUGCAUCCUUGCUUAUAUUCACAACAUUAAAUGCUGCUUGGCUGCAGCGCUGCAUUUACUGCUAUGUGAAUUCAUUUAACUUUUACGGAAUAUUACAAAACGAAUAUGAGGCUAAUAUCAUCGCAUCCUUGAGGCAAAAGGUACAUUUUAUGCAACUGCAACGCAAUCGUUUCAAAAAUCCCCUUAGUUACUUUUGUCCUUCAGUAAGCUAUCGUACUUCGUCUUGGUUCGUACAUUAUGGAACAUGAGGAUUUUUAGCUAUUCAAACGGUUGCAGUGCAGUCCGAUGAACAUAUUGAACAUGUAAACUUUAGGCGGAUUGCGUAUGCAAUAAUUGAAAUCGUAGUGAUGCCUCCCUAAUUUCAUAUUUCAGAAAUAUGUAAUACUAGCUUCAACGGUGAAGAAAAACAUUGUUAGGAAACCUGCAUGCCUGAGAGUUCUACAUAAUGUACUGAAAGGUGUGUGGAGUCCACCAAUCCGCACUGGAGCGGUGGACGACCUUAACCUGUGGGUUGAUGUGAUGAUGAUGAUCAUAUUUCCGGCCCAAUACUAACAUCCUUUCAGAAUGAAAAGGUACUAGGCUGGAGCUAAUCGUGCGUGCGUGUAAAGUUUGUCAAAAGGACUGGCAGACUCUACACGCAUUUGAGAACAUUUUGGGAACAUCCCAGGUACCCACACGAUGUUUUCUUUCACUGUGAAAUCAAGUGAUGGUAGUAUCACUUGAUUUCACAGUGACCAGUACAAGCUAGUCUUGUGAGGAUUGGGAUGUAGACUUCACACGCCUUUGAGAACAUUCUGGAGAAUUGCGAGGUGUCUUAAACGAUGUUUUUUUUGCUCCGUUAAAGCUAUAAAUGGAAUAGUCAGCCAAUAACAAAGCAUCCUACGACAAUCGAUCAAUAGAUCAUAUAUCGACAUGGUUCUUUAUGUCCAGCAUAUCUAUGAUUGAAAUCUUUGGUUUACGAAACUAACGGCCUAUCCUUCUGUUAAGUGUCGGGUAAGCUUUCCUCAGUAAGCUUUUCUCACGUUUUGUCCUUGUCACUUGAUAUAAAGUAAAAAAGGAGACAUAACAUGCGUUUAGGCUAUCUAACACUUGUCAGGAGUUGGUCGAACAGGGCCCUAAACUAAAAGCAGCCAUUUUGGAAAUCCCUUAUUAAUUAUUGUUUUUCUAUGCAUUCAAAUAAAUAUGAAAGGUGCAAUUUUUUUUAACAGUUCAAAUUUAUUUGUAUGCUGCUAAAAAAUGUACUUUUCUACUGUUCCAUUUAAAAAGACGGCAUUAAUUUCUCAGCAUUUUGGUACCAUAUCGCCAAGGUGUUUUCGAAUAUCGAAACCUAAUAAUGUCAAAGUAACUUUUUGUAAAGUGGAAAGUCAAAAACGAUACUACGAGGUCCGUGCUAGUUAUAGCGUACGCCUAGAGGUUACAAAUAUUCCGUUACAUUGGUAAAUAUUUAUUUUACAUUGAUAAAUUAAAUACUAAACAUUUUAAAUAGUUAGAAUG
Pararge aegeria (speckled wood butterfly) is the source of this 2496-nucleotide messenger RNA. RefSeq lists its product as uncharacterized. The transcript is spliced from 6 exons. Lineage: Eukaryota; Metazoa; Arthropoda; Insecta; Lepidoptera; Nymphalidae. Bases 319 to 816 code for a protein of 165 amino acids. The record is from RefSeq and is a predicted model, not a curated record.